AUGAAUGACGACGUCUAUUACCCAAACUGCUAUGACGUGUUAAAGGUGCGGUAUCUGCUGCAACAUAUUUGGAAGUGGAAGAGAGACUCGCAAGAGCUCUUUCCCCUUGAGCUUGUGGACAUGAUUUUGGAUGCGGCCGAGCACUGGGCUACCAGCGAGUCGAGCCUGGAAGGAGAAACAACCGUUCGAAAAGAUCAAGAUCAGGUGCUGUUGACAACUGUACCAUUGUGCUAUGAUGUAAAGACGUUGGGUACCGACUCCCCCAGGGUGCUUCCUCAUCGUACUGUUCACCCAUGCCGCAAGAUCAUGUUCACCAUCCUAGCACAUGACCAGGGAUGGGGUGGAGGUACCCGCAGUAAAGGUCCGUACGACGGGUCUUAUACAUGGUUCGACACCCAAAUCAUUCACUCAGCUCAGAAGCCGCCUGCAUCUAGCGACCAACCAACCCAUCAGGAGCAACGGGUUCACUUUGAAUCCGGUGAUCCUCUUUUGCUUCCGAGCGCUCACAAGCUACAGUCAAACCGAACAGCGGAAAGAAGUCCCCAGUUGCAUCAAAUCACCUGGCAUUAUCUCGACGAUAUUCCAAGCGACUCAAGUGAGGCAGAAGAAAUUGAGAACACUCAGGGCCGCGGGCGGGCAACGCUAGAUGGCAGUCAAGUCCGAUCCCUGGAAGUGGGCGAUGCAAUCCAGAUCUGGGCGAGAGCGCGAUUUGGAGGAUGGAUCAAUAAUGUUCAGCGGGUGUCAGUGCGGGUGUUCUGGGCUGUGUGA
Messenger RNA from Aspergillus homomorphus CBS 101889, 768 nucleotides. RefSeq lists its product as uncharacterized. The record is from RefSeq and is a predicted model, not a curated record. NCBI's taxonomy places the organism in Eukaryota, Fungi, Ascomycota, Eurotiomycetes, Eurotiales, Aspergillaceae. The transcript has 2 exons. The coding region runs from base 1 to 768 and encodes 255 amino acids.